Molecule: messenger RNA, 3253 nt
Organism: Varanus komodoensis (Komodo dragon)
Lineage: Eukaryota; Metazoa; Chordata; Lepidosauria; Squamata; Varanidae
Gene: SMYD5
Product: SMYD family member 5
Exons: 13
Coding region: 1-1257 (418 amino acids)
Molecular function (GO): protein binding; histone H4K20 methyltransferase activity
Source: RefSeq, a predicted model, not a curated record
AUGGCGGCUCCCGCCGGCGACGCGUUCGCCUUCUGCGUGGAGGCGGCCGGCCCGGCGCGGCGCAGAGCGCUGGAGGUGCGCUUCAUCGGCCCCGGCAAGGGGAAAGGACUCUUUGCAACCAGAGACAUUCUUAAAGGGGAAACUAUUUUCGUCGAGAAGCCUGUGGUGUCGGCCCAGUUCCUCUGGAACGCCCUCUAUAAAUACCGAGCCUGCGACCACUGCUUGCGAGCCCUGGAGACCGCGGAGGAGAACGCCCAGCGGUUGCUGGGGAGGUUUCAGGCCCUGCCUCACCCGGAGCAGUGCAGCAUCCGUAAGGAUCUCCACGAGCGUUGUCCCAGCUGCCAGGUGGCCUAUUGCAGUGCCGAGUGCCGGCAGGUGGCGUGGGAGCGGUACCAUCAGGCCCUCUGCCUGGGGCCCUCUGAAGGGGACCCCGGUCACCCGCUCAGCAAGCUUCAGGAGGCAUGGAGGAAUAUGCACUACCCCCCGGAGACCGCGAGCAUCAUGCUGAUGGCCAGGAUGGUCGCGACGGUCAAGCAGGCUAAAGACAAAGACUGGUGGAUCACGCUUUUCUCGCAGUUCUGCAGUAAAACCGCCAACGAGGAAGAGGAAAUUGUCCACAAGCUCCUUGGGGACAAAUUUAAGGGCCAGCUUGAAGUCCUGCGCAUGCUCUUCACGGAAGCCCUUUACGACGAACAGCUCAGCAGGUGGUUCACCCCUGAAGGCUUCCGGUCGCUGUUCGCCCUGGUGGGAACCAACGGCCAAGGGAUCGGGACCAGCUCGUUGAGCCAGUGGGUCCACGCCUGUGAUGCCCUGGAGCUCCCCCCACCGGAGCACGAGCAGCUGGACGCCUUCAUAGACCAGCUGUACAAGGACAUUGAGAAAGAGACGGGGGACUUCCUGAAUUGUGAAGGCUCUGGCCUGUACCUGCUGCAGAGCUGCUGUAACCACAGCUGCAUUCCCAACGCUGAGGCCUCAUUCCCAGACAACAAUUUUCUCCUGCACCUGACGGCCUUGACCGAUAUCAGGCCAGGAGAGGAGAUCUGCAUCAGUUACCUGGACUGCUGCCAGCGGGACCGGAGCCGACACAGCCGGCACAAGACUCUCCGGGAAAACUACCUGUUCGAAUGCUGCUGUCCCAAGUGCCUGGCUCAAGCUGGCGAUCCGGAUGUGACAUCGGAAGAGGAGGAGGAGGAAGAGGAGGAAGCAGACGCCGAACCCGAUGCGGCCGAGCUGGAGGACGAGAUGACGGACGUUUGAUCCGGGGCGGCGGGGCCGGGGGGCUUCUCCAGCGGCGAUGCGCCGAGAGGUUUGGGAGCAGAUGCCUGGACAGGAAGCCGGCACAGCGGGAUGGGCUUGGGCGGUGCGGUGGGUGGGUGCUGGAGGGACCGGAGCCCGGCGGCCUUCUCCACCUGCGGGCCCUGCUUUCUGGACACUUGGCCGCUCUUACUGCCGGCCGCGCCCCGAGAGGGAUGGAUCGGCUUGGACUCCCUGCCUUGGCGACUCUCCCCACCCACGUGGGCACCGUCCGCCGUGGGCAGCAUCAGUGAGGCGCUUCGGACUUGCCCAGGGCGGAAGCCGCAGGGUGAGCUUGGCGUUUGGUGGCGACAGGCCUGGGGCUUCUCGGGGUCCAGCUGCCCGGGAAAAGCACCUCAAGUCGGGGGAGUGCUGCGGGGCCUCAGCCAGCCUGGCCACAAGGGCUAGCGGCUCGGUUGCCCCCUCUUCUGCAGCUCCCACUUCAAGAGAAACGGAGGUAGAGCUCUGCCGGCCAGCCCUGAAGUCCACGCAGCUCAGACCGGCAGGCAGGGGGUGGCCCCGCUCAGCAGCCGAGCAGCAGGGCCGCAGCAGGGCCACAGCAGGUGUCUGUGGGCUGCCAUGCGCCGUCCUGUGGGGGCUGCCAUGCGCCAUCCUUUGGGUUUCUCUUUGUGUGUCGGAGAAAGUGGGUCUCUCGUUCUUGCUGCAAUAAUGUUUCUCUUGAAGGUACUGCCAGGGGCCCCCGGAAGCCCCCAAGAACAGCUGCCCUCCCCUACACUUUCUGCAUCCCCUCACCCCCGCUCUACAAGCUGGCAUGAACAGGAAUAUGGCUUUUGAACUCGGGUUCCUUUCUCGCGAUGGCCCAGCCCUGGCCCCUCCGCCUGCAGCCCUCCAGCUCGGGGGGCUGCAGCUCCCAGAGAGCCCAGCCCAUCUGGAGGGCCCCGGGCUGUGGGAGGUCGUUGCAAAGACAAUUCCCUGGAAGUGGGGUGAGGCUUGGGAUUCCGACACACCCUUUAGCACACCGCUAUAUUACUCAACGGUGUCGAACUCCACGACCAACUUCCUAAAAUUCCUGCUCACAGGGACGUUUCCUUUAGCGAAGGUCCUUUCCAUUGUGAAUUGAACAAUUCCCGUGUUCAGCAGCUUCAGCUUGCUUUAAUGCUCCCUGUUGAUCUGGGCUGACUGGGCGAAGGAAGAGUAACCAUUGAUCCGCCCCUUGAAUUCUCCCCCUGCGAAGGUCCAGUCUCUGUUUAAUUUUCUGCACACUGGCCAAGUUUUAAGCCGCAAUCCUGGACGUGCUUCCCUGGAAGCAGUCUGGUUGCACUUGGUUGGCCUUGCUCCUGAGUAGACAUCCAUAGGAUCACACUGUUGAGUCUUUUCUUGCCAUUCCUAAUGACAAAACCCUGCUGGAAAAGUAGUGGUGGGGAAGAGCGCUCAGCAGUGCCGUGGCCCUCGCCCUGUGGAGAAGGUCCGUAGACCCGCGGGGGUAUUCUGCAAGGAGGCUGGAAUCUCCGGCCAGCCAGCCUGCCCUCCAGCUCGGAAUAGCAGGAAAUAUUAAACUAGGGCACAUUUGCGAAGAGGAAGCUCAGGUGUGCAAAGCUCUGUAGUGCUUUGGUGCAGGAAAUGUGCUUUCGAUCACACAGAAAGGUCGCCAGAUAACCGUGAUUGGUUAUUGAUCACAGUUCCUGAUCUGAGAGAUCUGUGGGGGAAAAUGCUGGAUCCUGCCCUGUUUCCCGGCUGCCGGGACAGCCCAAAGACAAUCGUGAACACAGCCCAGGGACUGCGCGUGCCUGGUGGGGGUGGGACGUGGAGGCCCUCGCCAGAGCAGGGGGCGGUGCAUCUGGAACCCUACACAACACCCAGCCUCACAUCGACAAGGACUUCGUCUCGUCAGUAGCAGAACUCUGACCCGCAACCCUGGAAUUUCCCUUUAUUUUGCAAGGGGAAAACACCGAACGUUUAUUAUACUGAUGUGUCCUCAUAAAGCACCAAACCUCACGCA